GGAAUUCGUCAGAGCUCUUCCAAAGCGUCUCAUUCCCCAGCCUCUUCUCCCUAGCCUUCUGGUUAGCCUGUUGUUUGCCUCGACACAAAGUUCGUCCCUUGUCUCGGCAAACAUUCUCAUGCCCAGCCUCCUGACCCCGGCGCGGCACUUGGGGCCAUGGCCCUGCUGCCCGGGCCCGCGGAGCGACGGGGCGGCGGCGGCGGGGCGCGCGCCCGGCACGUCAUCAUCAACGUGGGCGGCUGCCGCGUGCGCCUGGCCUGGGCCGCGCUGGCCCGCUGUCCCCUCGCGCGCCUCGAGCGCCUGCGCGCCUGCCGCGGCCACGACGAGCUGUUGCGCGUGUGCGACGACUACGACGUGAGCCGCGACGAGUUCUUCUUCGACCGCAGCCCGUGCGCCUUCCGCGCCAUAGUGGCGCUGCUGCGCGCCGGAAAGCUGCGGCUGCUGCGCGGCCCGUGCGCCCUGGCCUUCCGCGACGAGCUGGCCUACUGGGGCAUCGACGAGGCGCGCCUGGAGCGCUGCUGCCUGCGCCGCCUGCGCCGCCGCGAGGAGGAGGCGGCCGAGGCGCGCGCGGGGCCGGCGGAGCGCGGGGCGCCGGGGAGCCCGGCCUGCGCCCCGAGACCUGGCGGACGGCUGGCGCGCGGCCGGCGGCGCCUGCGCGACGUGGUGGACGACCCGCGCUCUGGCCCGGCCGGCAAGCUCUUCGCCUGCGUGUCCGUGGCCUUCGUGGCCGUCACGGCGGUCGGCCUCUGCCUCAGCACCAUGCCGGACAUUCGCGCCGAAGAGGAGCGGGGUGAGUGCUCCCCUAAGUGUCGCAACCUGUUUGUGCUGGAGACGGUGUGCGUGGCCUGGUUCUCCUUCGAGUUCCUGCUGCGCUCGCUGCAGGCCGAGAGCAAGUGUGCCUUCCUGCGGACCCCGCUCAACAUCAUCGACAUCUUGGCCAUCCUGCCCUUCUACGUGUCGCUGCUCGUGGGCCUGGCGGCCCGGCCCGGCGUGGGAGGCAACAAGCUGCUGGAGCGCGCGGGGCUGGUGCUGCGGCUGCUGCGGGCGCUGCGCGUGCUCUACGUGAUGCGCCUGGCGCGCCACUCGCUGGGGCUGCGCUCGCUCGGCCUGACCGUGCGCCGUUGCGCGCGUGAGUUCGGGCUGCUGCUGCUCUUCCUCUGCGUGGCCAUGGCCCUCUUCGCGCCGCUCGUGCACCUGGCCGAGCGCGAGCUGGGCGCGCGCCGCGACUUCUCCAGCGUGCCAGCCAGCUACUGGUGGGCCGUCAUCUCCAUGACCACCGUGGGCUACGGCGACAUGGUGCCGCGCAGCCUGCCCGGGCAGGUGGUGGCGCUGAGCAGCAUCCUCAGCGGCAUCCUGCUCAUGGCCUUCCCGGUCACCUCCAUCUUCCACACCUUCUCGCGCUCCUACUCGGAGCUCAAGGAGCAGCAGCAGCGCGCCGCCAGCCCCGAGCCCGCCCUGCGCGAGGACAGCACGCGCUCCGCCUCCGCCACCGCCACUGAGGAAGACGGCUCACAGAGCCCCGAUGGCGCCGGCUCAGCCGGGGCCUCCUCAGAGGGGCUGUGGGCACGGGCGGUGCCGACCUGACCUGCGGGGACAGUCGGGGGCCUGGGGGCGGCACCGCGUCCUCGCCCCCCUCCGCUCUCAGAGGGGCGGGACGGCUCCUGUCGUCAGCCUGCAUGUUGCUGGACCUGCGCACAACGGAACUUGGCCCGGGCCUGACCGGCCUGACUCGGGGGUCAAAGCCAUCCUGUGCUUGGAGUAAAGA
Molecule: messenger RNA, 1765 nt
Organism: Dama dama (fallow deer)
Lineage: Eukaryota; Metazoa; Chordata; Mammalia; Artiodactyla; Cervidae
Gene: KCNG2
Product: potassium voltage-gated channel modifier subfamily G member 2
Exons: 3
Coding region: 157-1584 (475 amino acids)
Biological process (GO): potassium ion transmembrane transport; protein homooligomerization
Cellular component (GO): membrane; voltage-gated potassium channel complex
Molecular function (GO): voltage-gated potassium channel activity; protein binding
Source: RefSeq, a predicted model, not a curated record